Molecule: messenger RNA, 1564 nt
Organism: Nezara viridula (southern green stink bug)
Lineage: Eukaryota; Metazoa; Arthropoda; Insecta; Hemiptera; Pentatomidae
Source: the annotation of a GenBank genome assembly
AUAUUGUUUGCUUCAGUCCUUCCUGUUUUUUUGGCUUAAACCGUACCUACUUCAUGUUGUAAAAGCUAACUAUACAACAAGUUAAAUAUCUGACUGAUUUAGUAUUGAGAAUGUUAAAUCCCCAGAGGUUCUUUUUCAUUUUCUACGUGGAGUUUAGGAUCUCAUUCUCGAAGGCGUUGUCGCAUACAAUCGUAACAGUAAAAAAUGAACAGCCCAGUCUCAUGCAAAUAGGAUCGUCGCAACAGGAUCGUGUCCAGGUGAAGAAGCAGAUGUGGCCACCGAAGGGUUUGAAACGAAGGAAGUCACCCAGCAUAUGGCAAAACAGAUCAGAGGAGGAGCAAUGGUUCUGGAAAGUGAAUCAGCAAACGUCAGUACGGCAACAACAAACACUAUAUCAGGCUAAAAUCAAGAAACAGAGCCUCCAUCACCUCCGAAUUCCAGUGGAGGUGCAAAAAUCAGUCCAUCAACUGGGACCAAUGGAACUAAAUGCGUCAAUUAAGCAACAGGUACCAGUGCUGAGGCAUAUGUCUGUGUUACAGCAGAAUAUAGUCCUGCGCCAGGAGUCAGUACAGGAUCAGCAGGACGCGUUAUUCGAGAAACCACGGUUGCAACUAAAAGCAGUUCAUCAUCAUGGACGUGAUGGUCAACACAUCAACUCAUCUAAGCAAAUCAUUGCAUCACAUCCUAAUAGUGAUGUAUUAGGAAUGUCGGUGAAGCAGAAGGAUGUAGUGCAGGGGAAGGGGCUGAAAUUUGUCAUGAGACCGGCGUGGCACCACAUUCAAGGAGAGCGAAAAAAGUUUUCCGUGUGGUUGUUGCCACAAUUGCCGUGGCAGAAAAAACAUACUGCGUCGAUACAGCGGUCAGAGCAGGAACAUGAAUUAAAGGGGAAACAGGAGCUAGCUUAUACCCAGCGGUUAGGACAGCAACGUAGGCCACUGGUGUGGCACAUCAAUGAUUUAGAUACGUGGAAUAGCCAAUGGAGAGAGGUUCGAGGGCAGGCAGAAUUCCCAAUAGAGAUAAUGCAGCAAUUACGACGAGUGAAACGGGAUGAUGAUCUUAACCAGGCUUCGCCACAAAAUAACAGUUCGUUCCUUCGAGGAUUAAUUCCAGUAUGUUCCUCUAAGAAUUCUACACACCAAUGCUGCAUGAACAUAAUUUUUAAAUUGCAACCUUGUGUUUACGUCAGAGUUAUACCGAAUAAGGUCAGAAUAGCUGUUGGAAUGAAAAUCAAUGAUAUACAACUAUUUGAACGAAGUAUGGAUUUCGGAUCGUUCUGUUUACCUCUUACACCACCGCUAAUAUUUCUCUGCAUUAAUAUAUACUGGCUUGAUUUCGAGUGGAACAGGUCUUUUUUUUGCCCGAAAUUCAAUAUCUGCGUGAAUUUAACAAUCAGCAAAAUGCUGCAGAUAGAUUUCAAAUGUCUGCGCUACGACUGUAAAAACUUCAGUAGGAACGAAGAUCAUAAACCUGACACUUCUGAGUUAUUUGCAAUAAAGUUGAGAAAAUAAUAUAAUUAACUGUAAUUAUGUAAUUAACAAUACAGGAAUAAAAAGAUGUUACAAAA